Chanos chanos (milkfish) is the source of this 2637-nucleotide messenger RNA. RefSeq names its product coenzyme Q10B (gene coq10b). The record is from RefSeq and is a predicted model, not a curated record. The coding region runs from base 4 to 720 and encodes 238 amino acids. The transcript is spliced from 6 exons. Gene Ontology annotation, cellular component: mitochondrion. NCBI's taxonomy places the organism in Eukaryota, Metazoa, Chordata, Actinopteri, Gonorynchiformes, Chanidae. Gene Ontology annotation, biological process: cellular respiration. Gene Ontology annotation, molecular function: ubiquinone binding.
AAGAUGGCGAGAGGGUCCAGAUGUCUUCGGAGAGCUGUUGCCGAAUGUAUUAAGCAGUUACCAUCUACAUCCAACAGAGAAAAAGCGGGAAAGAAUGGCGUGAGAUAUCUGUCCUCAUGUGGGAUCCUAAUGACCAGGGCGCCGCCCCUUCUCCCGGCCCUAUCUGGGCGUGCCUCCGUGGCUUCCACCCGGAGCUUCUUCAACCUUGCCGAUUCCUUCAACAAGAGGAAAGAAUACUCCGAAAGACGCAUCAUAGGCUACUCCAUGCAGGAGAUGUACGAUGUGGUAGCUGGGGUGGAAAACUACCUGCACUUUGUGCCCUGGUGCAAACGAUCGGACGUGGUCUUCCGUCGCUCCGGCUUCUGCAAGGCCAAACUAACGGUGGGCUUCCCUCCUGUGGUGGAGAAUUACACCUCUCUUGUCACUACGGUGCGCCCCCACCUGGUGAAGGCCUCUUGUUCUGACGGUAAACUCUUCAAUCACCUGGAGACGGUGUGGCGUUUCAGCCCUGGACUUCCUGGUUACCCACGUACAUGUACCCUUGAUUUUGCUAUUUCGUUUGAGUUCCGCUCCCUCCUGCACUCUCAGUUAGCCACUGUGUUUUUUGACGAGGUGGUGAAGCAGAUGGUGUCUGCCUUCGAGCGCCGCGCCUGUAGCCUUUAUGGGGCCGAGACCCCCAUCCCGCGUGAGCUCAUGUUCCACGAGGUCCACCACACGUAGCCCCGCCCUCCACUCCAUCACAGCGUUGGCUAGGAGCGGGAUGGGGGUAGUUGGGUGUGGGUGGGGUAUGAGCGUGGGAGAGGAAGGACUAGGUCGUUGGUUGCGUGCCUGAAUAACCACAGUGCCUGAUCGAAAAAGAAAAACUUUUAUCCCAAAACUCCACAUAAAGCUGGACCUUAUUAUUGGGUGUAAUGAUACCCAAUGAAUAUUUGCCCUCUACCUCCAUUUUUAAAGUUUUAUCUACCCUUAUUUCUGCUGUUUAGCAGCAUCCCGCCCCUUCUGGUCAGGGGGUACAAAUGCAUUUGAGUCGCGGUCGUGUUUUUUUUUCCUGGCGGCUGGAGGACGGAGGGCAGAUGAUAUUCCACAGGUCAAACCAAAGGGCCAGACCAACCUCCGGUCUUUUGUAAGGGGUUUCGUCCCAAAACAGAAGCAGAGGUUACAGGCAGCAUGGGGCGGGUACAGGACAAAGGGGAUCUAUGAUGGCCCAACCACUGUGUGACACAUCUCAGGCAAUUUGUGACUUUAGAGCCACAGACAGGUCUGGUGUUGCCCUUGUGAUGAAAGAAAUGGCAUUGUGGUUGGGCAGCAAUGUAUUUAUUAAUUAAACGGACUCAAGAUUUUAAAUAAAAGCAAAGAGAGGAAGAUGGCAAUAAAGGCGUGCAUGAGUUAGACAGGGGACUACGUCUGUUUGUCUAUGAGCAAGACGACUCAUGCGGCGUCCAGUGUAUUUUGGACUAAUAUACAGGUAUUUUGUAUUCUCUCACACCAGUACAAACAGGGCUCGAAAUACCUCAAUUCACCUUUGCCACACAGAUGAAAGUUGGUACAGGUGGAAAAAAAAAAAAAGAAAACAGUAGAGGAAUCGUUCACUCAGAGUGAGUAUGUGAAAUUUUGAACACCAGUGCAGAAAGACAAAGAUCUAGAUUCAAACAGACACAAGCACAUGGAAACCUCAAACACACUUAAACCUAGCUGACUGAACAAAUCAACCUGAUCAGUGAAGACAUGUACUUUCUCAACACCUUAGUUAAAUGCGUAAGUAAUAGAAAAUAAGUUAUUUUAUACUGAAGUAUGUAGGACAUGGGAAGCUAAUAACGGUCAUUUAGUUUUUAUUCAUUUCCACGUGACUUUGACUGUUUGAAUCCAGUCCUAAGCUCAGUAUGUCUAACCUUUGAAGAGAGAUGGAAAAAAAGUUCGCACAUUUUCGUUUUGCCAGCACUGCUUUAAAGGAGCAGAACAAGAGGGAAAAAAUGAUGAGGUGCCCCUCCAAAAAGUGUCUACAUCAAAGGACUAACCUUUUAUCUAGUGCUUGCCAUGUUAAGAUAUCCACUGCUUUGAAAAAAUAAAAAGGGCCCAAACUCUGGAGGCUGGCAGUGGGGAGUAGCACAGCCAGGCUCUCGCCGCUGCUCUCUCCUCGGAUCGCUGUAGUAGUGAGGUAUCGGUCAACACGGACCUUUGAACAAUUCCAUCUUUUGCCCCCCGUUGCUUAUACUGCCUUUCUCUCUCUCAUUAGUUACAUCUUAUUUAUCGCUCUAAACAUGUAGCCCAUGCGUUGUAAUAAUGUAUUUAUUUUAGGUUAUGGGAAAACCACAUUGUGUUAAUAACUUAUCAGAGGCCCAUGAUAUGUGGGGGGUGUACUGUAAUGUGGGAUUUCUCAGUCAUCUGGAUAACGUCGGCCAAAAAUGGCGACUGAUCAGUGGAGAUCUCCCAGCUUUCUCUGCAGCUGGGCAGUUGUUUUUUUUUUUGGUGUUUUGUCGCAGUGUUGUCCAGCGCACUGAGAAAUCCUGUUUUUUUUUUUUAGUAAAUCCCUGUGGUGCCCAAUUCAGACAAAGCUGUUCUUUUAUUUUGUUGUGGGAAUUUUUUGUGCAAAAUUUAGAUGUUCUAAUGAGUGUGUUAUGGGUGAAGAUGUAUCUUGAC